Acipenser ruthenus (sterlet) is the source of this 3578-nucleotide messenger RNA. RefSeq lists its product as uncharacterized. The coding region runs from base 1902 to 2807 and encodes 301 amino acids. NCBI's taxonomy places the organism in Eukaryota, Metazoa, Chordata, Actinopteri, Acipenseriformes, Acipenseridae. The record is from RefSeq and is a predicted model, not a curated record. Gene Ontology annotation, biological process: phospholipid metabolic process; arachidonate secretion; lipid catabolic process. The transcript is spliced from 8 exons. Gene Ontology annotation, molecular function: phospholipid binding; calcium ion binding.
CAGGGUGCCAGUGUCACUGGGGACAAAACCGAACCAGGUAACUACACUGACUUCUAUUAUAUGUAAACUUAUGGAAACUAUAAUAAGAUCCAAAAUGGAAAAUUACCUAUAUGGUAAUGGUAUCCUGGGAGACAGUCAGCAUGGUUUUAGGAAAGGGAGAUCGUGUCUAACUAACCUGCUUGAUUUUUUGUGAGGAUGCAACAUCGAGAAUGGAUAAUUGCAAAGCAUAUGACAUGGUUUAUUUUACAGAGAAUUGUGAGGGUCUGGAACCAACUCCCCAGUAAUGUUGUUGAAGCUGACACCCUGGGAUCCUUCAAGAAGCUGCUUGAUUCUGGGAUCUCGUUUACUAACAACCAAACGAGCAAGAUGUGCCGAAUGGUCUCCUCUCGUUUGUAAACGUUCUUGUGUUCUUCUGAUGCUGCGCUCUGAUGGCUGUGUGUCUUCAGCUGCCUGCUGGUUUUUAAACGCUGGGAACAGCAGCACGUGUGCUCCCAGGGAAUGAGCCGUCUGUUUAUAGACCCUCAGUAACCACACAGAUGGAAAAUGGUUAUAAAAUCCCCAAAAUAGCACAGGCCAGCAUCCAGGAAAACACACACACGGCUCAACGACAGGGCCUUGCAGUGAGCCAGCGAACCCUGCAGCCUAGCGGGUGGAGUCCCUGUGAUUAACUCCGAGGACGGCCCUUAUCCAGGGCGACUCACAGCUGUUACAAAAUAUCACAGUACAGAGUAGCACAGUACAGAGAAGAGCAGUCAAGUGAAAUCAGUAGAAAAUAAGAUCAAAUUCAAAUAAGAGCAAAAUGAAGAAUACAGUAAAUAAUUACAUUUAAGAGCGAGUUCAACGAGAGCAGUUAAACUGAUAGUAAAAAUGUUUGCUUGUAAGAGUAAAUUCCAUUAAGAGCACGCAGUAAGUCUGAUAAAUGGAUAAGAACGAUUUCAAAUAAGAGCAAUUGCAAAUAAAAAAAAAAACAUUGACAGGGUUUGGUUUGUACAGAUGCAUGUCCAGUAAUUAUUCUUGCUGUGUUGAACACAUGGAAUGCAUAACUCUUGGACUACUAAUUUUCUCCACUGUGCUUAAGGGUGUGUGUGUGUGUCAGUGUGUGUGUGUGUGUGUGUGUGCGCGUGUCACUGUGUGCAGGGUGAAGUCAGUGAUAGCAAGCACAGAAGUGCUGGACAUUGCUGUCUUGAAGCUGUUGGUUAUCACCUGCCUGUCAAGACCAGGGCCAGGUCAAUAUCAUGGCCAGCCUUCACCUUGCAGUAAAUAUACAUGCAGCCUUGAUAGUGAAGUGUGGUGGGGAGUGCCUGCUAAGAUGAGAAGCUCGGUAGAACGCAACGCAUGCUUUUACUUGUAUUACUUGUAUUGUAACGCUUGAAAUGUUUUUGCUUACGAUUGUAAGUCGCCCUGGAUAAGGGCGUCUGCUAAGAAAUAAAUAAUAAUAAUAAUAAUAAUGCUUUUACAUUUCAGGAGCAGGCUUUGUGGAAGCUGCUUUGUUGAAAUGGGCUAGUCAUUGUUUUGUUGAGUUGCUGUUCCCCAUGCACAAUGCCUUCAGUGAGGCUCUAUUUCAGCUUGCAGAUCCCCCAUUACUAGCUCUAUGUCUUAAUGUCCUUGAGGGGGAACAACGUUACAAUUCAGCACAACAACCCCUAAAAGAAAAGGUCAGCUGGUGUGAUGCUUGAUAAAUCUAUCAUGAAAGCAACACAGCAAAUAUUUGUGUUCCUGCAGAUUAAACAAACAGGUGACGAUAAGCUUGAAUAAUGAGUCAAGAAUGUUGCAUAAGAUGGGGUGAGGCGAGCCUGCGCAGGGAUGAUUUCCAUCCCCUGCUGCACAUACAAGGGUGAGCCCCUUUAGGGUGAUAUAAGUAGCUGCACGGGGAUGCUCUGGACUGCCGAACACACCUCAACAUGACCAACAGCCUGCUACUGCUGCUCCUGGCCGUGUCUGUGGCUCAGGCUGCCUUGCUGCCCAGAGCCCUCUGGCAGUUCGGGAACGUGAUCAAGUGUGCCGUGUCCACGAACAACCCCUUCAAGUACAACGACUAUGGCUGCUGGUGUGGCUUCGGGGGCUCAGGGACACCAGUCGAUCAGGUGGACAGCUGCUGUAAGGCUCAUGAUAUGUGUUACCGCGAGAGCCGCAGUAACCCAGCGUGCCGCCCCUUGGUCGACAGCCCUUACAUCAAGGUGUACGACUACACCUGCACCAACAAACAGGUGACCUGUGACAGUUCUAACAGUGCCUGUCAGAUGUUUAUCUGUGAGUGUGACCGUGUGGCAGCUCACUGUUUCUCCCAGGCUCCCUACAACGAGCAGUUCAAGGGCUUUGACAAAAAGAAGCACUGCGAUGCCUCCUACGGGACCCACAGCUGCUGCAGCAAAAUGAACCCAGCACUCGUAGCUUUGCUCUUCACAGUGAGCGUCGUCUCCGCUGACCUCAGAGCCCUGUGGCAGUUCAAGAACAUGAUCAAGUGCACCAUCCCCGGGAGUGACCCGCUACACGACUACAACAACUACGGCUGCUACUGCGGGCUGGGGGGCUACGGGACCCCCGUGGACGAGCUGGACAUGUGCUGUAAGAUCCAUGAUGAUUGCUACUCUGCUGCAAAAAACCACCCAGACUGCUUCCCCAUCUUUGACAACCCCUACACGGAGAUCUACUCGUACACCUGCGAAGGAACCACGGUGACAUGCACUAACAAUGACCCCUGUGAGAUGCACAUCUGCGAGUGUGAUCGGAAAGCUGCCAUGUGCUUUUCCAGGUCUGAGUACAACCCUGAAUACAAGGCCCUGGACACCUCGAUAUACUGCAAAUGAAUCAAUACCCCCAGCGCAGCCCUCAGCCCCCUGGCUGUCAGGGUCUGUCUGUCUAACUUGAUCACCAGCAAUACCCCCAGCGCAGCCCUCAGCACCCUGGCUGUCAGGGUCUGUCUGUCUAACUUGAUCACCAGCAAUACCCCCAGCGCAGCCCUCAGCCCCCUGGCUGUCAGGGUCUGUCUGUCUAACUUGAUCACCAGCAAUACCCCCAGCGCAGCCCUCAGCCCCCUGGCUGUCAGGGUCUGUCUGUCUAACUUGAUCACCAGCAAUACCCCCAGUGCAGCCCUCAGCCCCCUGGCUGUCAGGGUCAGUCUGUCUAACUUGAUCACCAGCAAUACCCCCAGCGCAGCCCUCAGCCCCCUGGCUGUCAGGGUCUGUCUGUCUAACUUGAUCACCAGCAAUACCCCCAGCGCAGCCCUCAGCCCCCUGGCUGUCAGGGUCUGGCUGUCUAACUUGAUCACCAGCAAUACCCCCAGCGCAGCCCUCAGCCCCCUGGCUGUCAGGGUCUGUCUGUCUAACUUGAUCACCAGCAAUACCCCGAGCGCAGCCCUCAGCCCCCUGGCUGUCAGGGUCUGUCUGUCUAACUUGAUCACCAGCAAUACCCCCAGCGCAGCCCUCAGCCCCCUGGCUGUCAGGGUCUGUCUGUCUAACUUGAUCACCAGCAUCUCUUUCUUUUCUCCACUUUAUUCAGCUCUGUUUUAAAACUAAUUUGUAUUUUGGUAAAUUGUAUCAUACUUCAUGACCAUUAAUAAAAGCAUUGCUAAUCUCAAA